Molecule: messenger RNA, 2574 nt
Organism: Linum trigynum
Lineage: Eukaryota; Viridiplantae; Streptophyta; Magnoliopsida; Malpighiales; Linaceae
Source: the annotation of a GenBank genome assembly
AUUGAAAUUAAACGGACCCCUCUCUGAAUCUCUGUUCUAUGCGUCGUUCUUCAAUUGCUGGUUUCAGUUUUUUUUUUUUUUGAAGUUUUUAAACUUUGAUGAUUAUUGCCCAAUGAUGGAAAACAAACACAUUGAUCGGCUGCCGAUGGUAGAACUUUCUUCUGUCCAUCGCUAGCCUUCACCUACCACCGUGGCAUCCACCUCCUCAUCUUCCGCGACUGCCGUGGUGGUGCGUGAAGGCUGGCUAAUGGAUGCCGUCGGCGCUGGAUGAUUCUAUGCUAUGAGAUCUGAGGGCUUUUUUCAAUCUGCUAUUUCAUCUUUUGUUGAAAAGAAGAGAACUUUAUCCCUCUUCUGCGGGGUUUUUUUGGCUCAUCUUUGAUUGUAAUCGACAUUAGAUUUCGUUGGUUUGACUUUCUUCUUGGAUUUUUUCGCGAUUGAGAGCUGAAAGUUUCAGUCUUUAUGGUGUUUUGACUAUAGGGUUGUGAUUGGAUUUGCCCGAUGAUGAAAGGUUUUGUUGAUUCGAGCUCUUCCGUACUCAGAAUCUUCUUCCUCUCUCUCCAAUCUCCAUUGUUGUUGUUGUUGUUGUUGUUGUUGUUGCUGCUGCUGCUGCUGAUGUUGUUGAUGUUAUAUGGAACUUCGGUGUACUGCUACAGCUGCUCUUACUGUUUGCUGGUAGCGGUAGUGACAUUGUUGUUUCUCCCUUUUGCUUCCCGUGACUUGAAAGAAGAUGAGUGCCAUCUAUGAGUUCUCAUAAAAUGGCGAAUCUGAGGGCGUAGAAUACUAUUUAUUCUUAAUUGAAAUUGGUCCAACUAUUGUGGCAAUUGCAGGCUGUGAUGAAACAUAAUGGUAAGGAGUAAGGUGUGCUUUCACGCAAGUUUUAUUUGUUAUCAGUCUCUUAAUACACUUUCAGUUGAGCUCCAUGAAAGGUCAGUCAGUCUCAUAGAACAGCACAUUGAAGGUCUCCAUGCCUUCAGUCUGCAAGCAAAUUGUCAACUUCACAGUUCGAUCUGCAUUUUUUGGCAGAGAUGUCCUGUCCCUUCAAUGGCAUCUACUUUGCUAGUUCGUAUUUGAUUUUCCCAUUCAAAGUCUUUGCCAUUGAAAGGGAGGCUUAUCUAGCUUACCAGCCGUAGGUUGUGUGAUUGAAAUGAUUGUUGCGAUAGUUUAUCUAAUGUGUUGGUGGUUACCUUGGAUACUCAUCAUCCAACUUGCUAUACUGUCUGUCGAAUCCUCCCUACGGUUUGUAGUAUAGGCUCACUUUGGACGAAGGUUGAUGUGUUGUCUUGUUCUUAAACCGCUGAACUAUUUGCCAUGGAGGUUAUUUUGUGUGGAUCAAUUUACGCUUUAUGCUGGUAAUUCUCAUUUCAAAACCUUCCUGUUUCUUUAUGUGUUCUUUCAACAAGCUAGCAAAAUACAUAAGAAGGUAAUGCAUACCACCUCUGCAAUGGUAAGACGAAAGAGCAGAGAAGGAAAAGGGCGAGAACAAUGAGAUCUUCGAACUCUCGUGUGCAAACUUAAAAACCCACGAGUAAACUUUCGUUUGAAUGGGCUUGUAGGAGAUGAAAAGAACUCAUACAAACCCUUUCUCAACAAGAUAUCGCUAGUCGUUUGUUCCUCUCGAGAAUCUGUAUGAACACAAUGUGCUUUAUAUUGGACGUUCUCGAAACUAUGAACACAAGAAAUUUUCGGUUAUGGAAAACUUGGAUAUCAUCUGUUUGCAUCAAUCUCAAUAUAGCUGAUUGUGAAUCCGAGACAUUUACAUGAAAAUGUCAUUCAAGUGAUUUUGUAUAUCUAUUCUCAUUCAAUAGGAGUUGGUUUUUGAGAUGUGAGUAGUGAAGUGAUGAGGUGAUGGCGGUCAUUCAUGCACCUGUUUUCUGGCUCUUGGUGAGGUAACGAAACAGUUGUGAAAUGAUACUUCUCAUAAUGAUUCCAGGCCCAUACUUGGAUUAAAUUCGAGUAGUAAAUUAAAAUCAUGCCUUCAACGGUGUAAAUUUUACCUUACAUAAUCUGGUUGAAUUCGGACCGCUAUCAAUCUUCCAUGUGAUUCUUUAAUGUCUCAUUUCCUUUGAUGAUGUUGGUAAGAUACAACAUCUCUCAUUAAUGUUUGCCACCUACCUUUAGUCACCAAUUCACCAUCCCCAUUGGUCCCUUGUAUUACCUGAUAUGAUUUCCCCUUGAUCCAAUUCCAGUUUUGGACCAGCAGACAGCAUCUUCCUAUGUGUGUAAUUAUUAUGUGCAUGAUACGAGAAUAAUAUGCAUCCAACCUAUUGCUUUCUAUUCUCAAUUUAGAAAUCUUUUCAUCACACGACUAGGUCUAUACACUAAUUGUACUGUUGUUUUUGCACCUUGCUUCUAAUCCCAAAAAAAUGGCUUCUAUUUGGUCAAAAAAUCAUGGUGGGUAACAUCAUCUUGGCACUUGAUCGAGGUAGAUUAAUAGAAGGAAAGGAUAAGACAGAAUUAGGGCAAUUAGAUAGAAGAAUGGAAUAGAGACGCACGUGAUAAAUAGAACAGAAAGGCAGAAUGAGGCACGGGAAGAGAACAUACGAGGAUUAACAUAAAUAAACACGCUCUGACAAU